CUCAUGGAUUCCUCCCGGGGCUGGCUCCGCCCUUCCCGCCCUUUCCCAGCCCCUCCACAUGGGCGCCUUCGCAAGCCUCCCGUUGCUGAGGGGGUGGAGUUGCUUGUUGAGGCAGUUCUGCCGAGCCUUCCUUUCCCUUAACUCUGUCCGGCAUCUGGAGAGAGCGGACCUGUACGCAGACCGCCCAUGGGGCAUGGAGGAGGAGGAGGAAGAGCAGCGCGUCUGCACGAGCUAUCCUGCCAUCCCGAGCAUCAGCAUUGCGGUGGAUGAGACGAACGUCCUGCCGGGGGCUCUGCGGCUGAUCCGCAAGCUGAGACCACAAUGGGAGACGGCGCGAGUUAAAACCAAGCUCUUCACCGAUGGCAUCACUAACAAGCUCAUGGCUUGUUACACAGAUGAGAACAUGAGGGAUGCAGUCCUGGUACGGGUUUAUGGCAGGAAGACGGAACUUAUUGUGGACCGAGCUAGUGAGCUGAGGAAUUUCCAAGUUCUUCAAGAUCAUGGUUGUGCCCCCAGUCUCUACUGUACAUUUGAAAAUGGCUAUUGCUAUGAAUUUGUGCAGGGGAAGGCUCUUGGACCUGAACAUGUGCAUCAGCCACAGAUAUUCAGGCUGGUAGCCCAGGAAAUGGCUCAGAUGCACAGGAUUCACUCCAAUGGGAGACUCCCCAAACCUUGCCUGUGGCACCGACUGUACAAAUACUUUAACAUUGUGAAAACAGAGUUUUCCAAAAAGACACUGAAUUCCAGCAUCCAUCGAGAAGUGCCUAUGCCCAGUCUAAAAGUGCUAGAAGAAGAGAUUUGCUGGAUGAAGGCACAUCUCUCCCAACUUGGAUCUCCAAUAGUGUUCUGCCAUAAUGAUCUGUUGAGCAAGAACAUCAUCUACAAUGAAGAAGAAGGUCAUGUCCACUUCAUAGAUUAUGAAUAUACUGGUUACAACUAUCAAGCGUAUGAUAUUGGGAAUCAUUUUAAUGAAUUUGCAGGGCUAAAUGAAGUGGACUACAGCCUGUAUCCUUGCAAGGAGAUGCAGCUGCAGUGGUUGAGGCAUUACCUAAAGGCCUACAAGAAAAUGAAUCAAGUGGAGCCAGGAGGUAGAGGAAAAAACAGAGGAGGAAAUGGAGCUGUGUCUGAAGAAGAACUGGAGACCCUCUAUGUGCAAGUGAACCAGUUUGCCUUAGCAUCCCAUUUCCUGUGGGCUUGCUGGGGCCUGAUUCAAGCCCAGUUCUCUACUAUAGACUUCAAUUUUGCCAGGUAUGCAGACAUAAGAUUUAAACAGUACUUUAAAACGAAACCUGUAGUGACAGCCCUCAAAAUGCCAAAGUGAAGUCGAAAGAGUCUUCUGGUUCACAAGAUUCCAUACUUAUUUUCUCCAGUUUAGAGCACCUGCUACCCCGUCCGCAGAGAUCAGUCUCUUUUGCAAUUGCUUCAAGGUUGAGAGGUCAGACAUCAUGAAAUUGGGAUGUAAAAGGAAAUACAGCUGCAAAGUCAAAUAUUAAACCAAGCCCCUGGACCAAGGCUGUGCCACCUACGGAUUACCUGCCAAAUUUACUUUCAGAAGGUGAUGUUAGGACAUGGCUUUGGCAAGAGAUUUUAUUCAUGGAUUCUGGAGUAUUAAGGAAUGUUUCAAAUGCUUCCAGGCUAUAAGAGUAGGACUGAGGGCUUUAUUGUAGCCUUAAAACUUAGAGCUGGAUGGAAUCUUUGUCCUGUGGUUGAAGGAAAAACUGACAGGCAUAGGUUUUAAGCACAUAUAGGAUUCUUCUUCAGUGCACUUGGGCUAUCCAAAAGACUGCUAGCCUCUCUGCAUACAUAGAAGCUGCUUGAAUUCUCCUCAGAGCCGCACCCUCCGCAUAUAGGAAGGAUGUUUUCUUUGCUCCCUUCUGGCUUAAAAAUACCCCUAUCCAAAUCAAUUUUGGACCAGAACAGACCCAAAGAUGGUAUCUUUAUAGGUAUAAAGGAUAAAUCUUAGAUAAAUAUUUGGAGUUUUAAGGUAGUGAAACAACCCCCUAAACGAUUAACUUGUAAGAGGAUUGCCUGUGCUAAUUCAGCAUCCACUGUACAUGCUUGAGAAUCUGAGUAGGCACAGUAUACAACUAGUACUGCUGUGAAAAGGAUAACUGUUUUGCUUGAAACCUAAUAGGAAAAAAAAUGCUUGGAGACUGUUCAGCUGCCAUGGUUGCCGUGUGAAGGACAAGUUGGCUUAGGUCUUGCAUAGCUUAAUGAGCCUAGAUUUCUAGCUGGUUUGCAGUAUUCCGUUUUGUCAGUUUGUGUCAGUGUGCUACUUCAGGACUUCGAGAUGUACAGCUAGGCAUUCCUCUGAGGAAUUUUUCUAAAGGAUGAUAAACAAAAUGCUUAUUAAUGAGGUAGAGGAAGAAAACAGUGCCAGCAAAAGUUAGAGCCAGUUUUGUGAUCCAGGAUUGCACUGGUGGAUAAACAGAAGUGUGUGCCCAGUGUAACUGCAGUGCAGACAGACUUGGAGAAUCACGUGAUUUUCCCUGUCUAGUGAUGAUCCCAUGAUUCUUUUAUGAUUGCUAGAUUCUGAGGAACUGGAGACAACUUGAAGCAUUCCUUUUAAACUGUGAACAACUCACGUGGUGCCUUGUCUCACAAGGAAGCCAUUUGGGUUUCUUAAGAAUGAGGACCAAGUCUACAAACACACACACGCCUCCAGCAGGUUCUCCAAUCAAAAUGAGAAGAGGACUUGGUUCCUCACCAGCUCCGGCCAGCUCUACACCAUCUCUGCCUUCCUCAAGGGUGGAGGAAAAUAAAUGUGAGGGGUGUGCUGGGAAUAGGGGCAGGGUCUUUUUGUCUUGGAGAGUGCCCUGUGCUUGGGUCAGUAAAAACAAAUCUGUGCUGUCAGAAUCUACUAAAUGUAAUUUUUACUACCUGUGUAUAUUUUUCAUGGAAUUUUAUUUUUUCUUCGUCAUUGUGUUGUGAAUGGAAUCAAGAGUACCCCAUGUCAUAUGGUCUCCAUGUUUGGUUAGGGGGUUUCAUAUCCCCAGUGAUGAGAUUUUCACUGAAUAUGUAUUUUGAAGCAAAGAUAGAAACAGCCGUCAGUAGUCUUUUAAUUGCUGUGCUAUUAUAAUUAACUUCCUUACUUUCAGGCUUUAGCUUUCAGGAUCCAAUUCCCUGUGGCUUUUCUACGCUGGGGUACUGAUGGAGAACAGCUGUCAGGAUAGGUCAUUAAGUCCUUGCUAGAAAUUACUGCAGCCCAAGUAGGGGGGUAGCCUCUGUUAGCCACAAAAAACCAGUAGGGUGACUGCUCUAGUUCUAAGGCUCCUUAACUGUGAUGUGAGCAGUUGCUAUAGUUGAAAUGGGAAAUGGAACCUUCUCCCCAUCAGUACUUAACACAAAGCAAAUGUGGCCAAUGCAAAAAAUUCAGUUUCUGCAAUACUUAAUGUGGACUUUCUGAACUUGAAAUGCAGUCGUUGCUCCCAUUCAUGUGAUCAGUUUUCCUAUCAGCAGGAAAUGUUUUUAAUUUUUUCAAAAAUUAAAAAAUGGAAUUUGAUCUAGUAAAGCCGACCAACCAGCUAUUUGAUUUUCUAGGAGCCUUGGCAGCUUGCAUCUUAAGGUGCAGUCUCACUUGAGAAACUGGGAAUAUAACUUUCUCGCCUUCCCCUUCCUGCAGUAGCCUAGAACCAACAUUUCAAGAAAUAUUUUGGGCUGUAGCAGGAGGUGAGAAGAUUGCCACAGAAAUUUUGUUUUGUCUAAUUGAAUGAGCAUAAUGUUUUUGGGGCACAAACUGUUAGGACCUGCUCUCAUCCCUCCAGUACUGUUAUGGUACUAAAAUGAAAGUGGUCUCUAAAAAUUUGGUUGCUCAGUCUGUUCAGGCUGCUAGACCUUGCAAGUUCACAUUCAGUGUUGGGCUCUAUGAUAUAAAAAGACCCAAAGCAAAAAUAUGGUGGAAAGAUUUGUGAUCAGUUUAAAAGGUGGUAUGCAGACAGGAUCAAAAGUUCCAUAGUAGUGGUGAGCUCUUAACUGAAAUGAUCUUGUUUCUUUUAAAGGUCCUUACUCCUGAAUAUUAAAUGUAAUGUUUUAUAGUAA
This is a messenger RNA of Sphaerodactylus townsendi, 4038 nucleotides long. RefSeq names its product ethanolamine kinase 2 (gene ETNK2). The record is from RefSeq and is a predicted model, not a curated record. Lineage: Eukaryota; Metazoa; Chordata; Lepidosauria; Squamata; Sphaerodactylidae. Gene Ontology annotation, molecular function: ethanolamine kinase activity. The transcript is spliced from 8 exons. Gene Ontology annotation, biological process: phosphatidylethanolamine biosynthetic process. The coding region runs from base 59 to 1321 and encodes 420 amino acids. Gene Ontology annotation, cellular component: cytoplasm.